AUGGCCACUGCUGCAGAGGCCGACUUGGCCCGUAUGGGCUACAAGUCUGAAUUGCCCAGAAGUCUAAGUAUGAUGAGUGUGCUGGGAUUAUCAUUUGCGAUUAUGGCUGUACCCUUUGGUCUGAGUACAACGUUCUACAUCACACUUGCAGAUGGUCAGAGCGUGACCAUCCUCUGGGGAUGGGUCUUAGUUUCCUUGAUAUCCUUGUCAAUUGCAGCUUCCUUGGCCGAGAUCUGUGCUGUGUUCCCUACCGCUGGUGGUGUGUACUACUGGGCAGCCAUGCUGAGUACCAAGAAAUACUCUCGCUUGAGUUCUUGGAUUACCGGUUGGUUGACCUUGGUCGGUAAUUGGACAGUCACGACCAGUAUCAACUUCUCUGGAGCCCAAUUGAUUCUGAGCGCCAUUAGUCUUUGGAAUGAAGACUUUGUGCCUACAGCAUGGCAGACAGUGCUCAUGUUCUGGUGUGUGAUGCUCAUCUGCAUGCUCGUCAACAUUUUCGGCUCUAAGUACCUUGACCUGAUCAACAAGAUCUGUAUAUACUGGACCGGAGCUUCCGUCAUCAUUAUCAUGGUCGUUCUGCUUGCCAUGUCUGACAACUAUAGAAGUGGAGAAUUCGUCUUCGCCCACUACGACGCGAGUGGUAGUGGUUGGCCAAGCGGUUGGGCAUUUUUCGUUGGUCUGCUGCAGGCUUCGUACACACUCACUGGUUAUGGCAUGGUUGCAGCAAUGUGCGAGGAGGUCCAGAAUCCUGCUCGCGAGGUCCCCAAGGCAAUUGUCUUGUCCGUCGCCGCUGCAGGUGUCACCGGUGUUCUGUACCUCAUUCCAAUCCUUUUCGUGCUGCCAGAUAUUCAGAUGCUCCUGGACGUUGCCAAUGGUCAGCCGAUUGGUCUCCUCUUCAAGACUGUCACAGGCUCUGCAGCUGGUGGUUUCGGACUGCUCUUCCUCCUUCUCGGUAUCCUCUUCUUCGCUGGUACGGGUGCUCUGACAGCUGCGAGCCGCUGCACAUACGCCUUUGCUCGUGAUGGCGCGAUUCCUGGAUCUCGUAUCUGGUCCCGAGUAGACAAACGUUUCGACAUCCCCCUGUGGGCUUUGGUGCUCUCGACUAUUGUUGACUGCUUGCUGGGCUUGAUCUACUUCGGUAGCACGGCAGCUUUCAAUUCAUUCACCGGAGUUGCUACGAUCUGUCUCUCGACAUCAUACGGUUUGCCCAUCCUGGUCAGCGUGCUCCGCGGCCGCAAGAUGGUUAAGCACUCUUCUUUCUCCCUUGGUCGUUUCGGAAUGGCGAUCAACGUACUUACGCUGUGCUGGAUUGCCUUGGCUGUAAUUCUUUUCUGCAUGCCAGUCACACUUCCUGUGGAUCCUACUUCGAUGAACUACGCCAGUGUUGUCUUUGCAGGGUUUGCUGCCAUCAGUGUAGUGUGGUACUUCAUCCGCGGGCGCAAAGCAUUCACAGGACCACCAGUACCCGCCGAUGUGGAUGUCAGUAGUGACAUCGGUGUCGUUAGCGGCCAGGCUAUUGAAUCAGACUUGGAGAAGUCCACAAGUGCUGUGCACAGGAAGAUGGCUGACGAGCCACCAAAGAUGAUGUGA
This is a messenger RNA of Aureobasidium subglaciale EXF-2481, 1590 nucleotides long. RefSeq lists its product as uncharacterized. The record is from RefSeq and is a predicted model, not a curated record. The coding region runs from base 1 to 1590 and encodes 529 amino acids. Gene Ontology annotation, biological process: transmembrane transport. NCBI's taxonomy places the organism in Eukaryota, Fungi, Ascomycota, Dothideomycetes, Dothideales, Saccotheciaceae. Gene Ontology annotation, cellular component: membrane. The transcript is spliced from 5 exons. Gene Ontology annotation, molecular function: transmembrane transporter activity.